CUCACACAUGCGGGGUCGGCUCCGUGCUCGUGCGGGGGGGGGGGGGUCGUGUAUGUAGCUGGAUGCAGGGAUCUCGCCUUCUCCAUCGUCUCCUCACAGAGGUGUCAGGUUCUUUAGCUCCUACAUGAGACGUCUCCCCUGCUCGUCUCGUGAAGCCACGUCGUGACCCCGGACAUUUCUGUUGGGUUGAUCCUGAAGUUCUGGAGAAGUCUCUUGAGCAUGGAGUCGAGGAACGGCAAAGAGCAGGAGCUCACCCGGAUCACCCCUGAGAUGCUGAAGUCUAAAACCGGGGAGUUUGACCUGGAGUCCAUCCUGUUCCUGAAGCUGAGGGGUCUGGGGCUGCAGGAUUUGGGGUGUAUAGGGGAAUGCCUGAACCUGGAACGUUUAGACCUGUCCGACAACAAUGUCACCCACCUGGCCCCCCUGUCCUCCCUCAAGCAGAUGGUGGCCCUAAAUCUUUCCAGCAACCGGAUCUCCUCCUUGGAACCAUUGGCUUCUUGUGACAACCUCCAGACCCUAAAUGUGGCCGGGAACCUUCUGUGCAGCUUCGAGAGCCUGCAGUGUCUGAAAGGUCUCCGUAGACUGGAGAGCAUCCGCCUUCGGGACCCCGUCUACAACUUGAGCAACCCCCUCUGUGCCAACGGCUCGUAUAGAGUGGCCGUGAUGGAUACCAUCCCUAGCGUCCGGGUCAUUGAUGGGGAGAGAGUGACUGGCACCGGGAGUGACCUGUACCACCUCUGUAAAGACAUUGAUAAUUCCUUAAAGAGGGUCAGCAGCAGCGGAGCCAUUGAGGUCUCCGGGGCCAUCAAGCCUUGGGUGGAAGAAGGAUACUGGGACCUGAAGCCCACCCAGAGCACCAUCAUCGAUGAGACCUAUAAACAAUUCAGUGAUAUCCUACGAGAGUGUAAGGAGCUGAGCAAGAGAGCGGACGACACCAUCGCCCAGGCCGAAAGAACCCUCAGCAUAAGAGGAGACACCAACUCCUACGUCUUCUGAGCCAACGUCCAUGGAAGGAAAUGUUGUGGUCAGGGCUGGUCACACCACAGUAGAUUUUGUCUUCUUUACCAAGGGACAAACAUCUCCAACUUUCCUUGGUAGACUUGUUAUGUUGGGUAACAGUUCCACCUUUUCUUCUGUUUGUCAGUCUUCACUGUCUUUCCUACAUUUUCUUCCUGGGAAACUUGCUACAAAAUUAUACUGAGAAUGCAUGAUCUACAAUAAAAUCUGCAUCUG
Molecule: messenger RNA, 1233 nt
Organism: Bufo bufo (common toad)
Lineage: Eukaryota; Metazoa; Chordata; Amphibia; Anura; Bufonidae
Gene: LRRC61
Product: leucine rich repeat containing 61
Exons: 2
Coding region: 220-996 (258 amino acids)
Biological process (GO): outer dynein arm assembly
Cellular component (GO): cytoplasm
Molecular function (GO): protein binding
Source: RefSeq, a predicted model, not a curated record